CCAGAGAGCGGAGCGGACGAGCUCGCUCUGCCUCGUCUUACCCGCUUCACGAGAAGCAGCGGCGGCGGUGGCGGCAGCCCCUGGGAAGGUUUUAAACCGGCAUCAUGGCUCAUUCAAAGACUCGAGCCAAUGAUGGAAAAAUUACUUACCCACCGGGCGUCAAGGAAAUAUCUGAUAAAAUUUCUAAAGAAGAGAUGGUACGGCGGUUAAAAAUGGUUGUCAAAACAUUCAUGGAUAUGGACCAGGACUCUGAGGAAGAAAAGGAGCUCUAUCUAAAUCUUGCUUUACAUCUUGCCUCUGAUUUUUUCCUUAAGCAUCCUGAUAAAGAUGUACGCUUGCUCGUAGCUUGUUGUCUUGCUGAUAUUUUUAGAAUAUAUGCUCCUGAAGCACCAUAUACUUCACCAGAUAAACUUAAGGAUAUAUUUAUGUUCAUAACAAGACAAUUGAAAGGAUUAGAAGAUACAAAAAGUCCACAGUUCAAUAGAUAUUUUUAUUUGCUUGAGAACAUUGCGUGGGUUAAAUCUUACAACAUAUGCUUUGAACUCGAAGAUAGCAAUGAAAUUUUCACACAAUUGUACAGAACAUUGUUUUCUGUAAUCAACAAUGGUCAUAAUCAAAAGGUUCAUAUGCAUAUGGUGGAUUUGAUGAGCUCUAUAAUUUGUGAAGGUGAUACAGUGUCUCAGGAGCUUUUGGAUACAGUUUUAGUUAACCUGGUGCCUGCACAUAAGAACUUAAACAAACAAGCAUAUGACUUGGCAAAGGCUUUACUGAAGAGGACGGCCCAAGCUAUUGAACCAUACAUUACUAAUUUCUUUAAUCAAGUGCUUAUGUUAGGAAAAACGUCUAUCAGUGAUCUCUCGGAGCAUGUUUUUGACUUAAUUCUGGAGCUAUACAAUAUUGAUAGUCAUCUUUUACUAUCAGUUUUGCCACAGCUUGAAUUUAAACUAAAGAGCAAUGACAAUGAAGAACGCCUGCAGGUUGUAAAAUUACUAGCAAAAAUGUUUGGGGCUAAGGAUUCAGAGUUGGCAUCUCAAAACAAACCACUUUGGCAGUGUUAUUUGGGGAGGUUUAAUGAUAUCCAUGUACCUAUCCGUCUUGAAUGUGUGAAAUUUGCUAGUCACUGCCUUAUGAACCAUCCAGAUCUAGCAAAAGAUUUAACAGAAUACCUUAAAGUAAGGUCUCAUGACCCCGAAGAAGCUAUCAGGCAUGAUGUUAUUGUAUCAAUAGUUACUGCUGCUAAGAAAGAUCUUUUGCUCGUCAAUGACCAUCUUCUUAACUUUGUGAGAGAGCGAACGCUUGACAAACGGUGGAGAGUGAGAAAAGAAGCAAUGAUGGGACUUGCACAGAUAUACAAGAAGUACUCCUUGCAGUCAGAAGCUGGAAAAGAAGCUUCAAAACAAAUUGCCUGGAUAAAGGACAAGCUGCUGCAUAUAUAUUAUCAAAACAGUAUUGAUGAUCGACUGCUGGUGGAACGCAUAUUUGCUCAGUAUAUGGUCCCUCACAAUUUGGAAACAAACGAAAGAAUGAAAUGUUUAUACUACCUUUACGCAACCCUGGAUUCAAAUGCUGUUAAGGCAUUGAAUGAAAUGUGGAAAUGUCAAAAUCUGCUGCGGCACCAAGUAAAGGAUAUGGUUGACUUAAUCAAGCAACCCAAAACAGAUGCCAGUAGUAAAGCUAUAUUUUCAAAAGUGAUGGUAAUAACAAGAAACUUGCCAGAUCCUGGCAAAGCACAAGAUUUCAUGAAGAAAUUCACACAAGUUCUUGAAGAUGAUGACAAAAUUAAGCACCAGCUGGAAACACUUGUUAGCCCAACGUGUUCAUGCAAACAAGCUGAAGGAUGUGUGCGAGAAAUUACAAAGAAGCUCGGAAAUCCCAAGCAACCUACAAACCCAUUUCUGGAAAUGAUAAAGUUCCUGCUGGAGAGGAUAGCCCCUGUGCACAUUGAUACAGAAUCUAUCAGUGCCCUAAUUAAACAAGUGAACAAAUCUAUAGAUGGAACGGCAGAUGACGAGGAUGAAGGUGUACCGACUGAUCAGGCAAUCAGGGCAGGUCUUGAGUUGCUUAAGGUGCUUUCGUUUACACACCCUAUCUCAUUCCAUUCAGCUGAAACCUUUGAAUCCCUCCUGGCUUGUCUGAAAAUGGAUGAUGAAAAGGUGGCUGAAGCUGCGCUGCAAAUUUUCAAGAACACGGGAGGCAAAAUUGAAGAGGAUUUCCCACACAUCAGAUCUGCUUUGCUUCCAGUUUUGCAUCAUAAAGCUAAGAAAGGACCACCUCGCCAGGCCAAGUAUGCUAUUCACUGCAUCCAUGCAAUAUUUUCCAGUAAAGAAACACAAUUUGCACAGAUAUUUGAGCCUCUGCAUAAGAGUCUAGAUCCAACCAACCUUGAACAUCUGAUCACACCUCUGGUUUCCAUCGGCCACAUAGCCUUGUUGGCACCUGAUCAAUUUGCUGCCCCAUUAAAGACUUUGGUGGCCACCUUUAUUGUUAAAGACUUGUUAAUGAAUGACAGGAUGCCAGGUAAAAAGACAACUAAGCUCUGGGUGCCAGAUGAAGAGGUUUCUCCUGAGACACUUGCAAAGAUCCAGGCCAUCAAGAUGAUGGUUCGAUGGUUGAUAGGAAUGAAGAACAACCUCAGUAAAUCAGGAACUUCUACCCUGAGGUUGUUAUCAACAAUAUUGCACAGUGAUGGAGACCUGACAGAACAAGGGAAAAUUAGCAAACCUGAUAUGUCUCGUCUGAGGCUAGCUGCUGCGAGUGCUAUUGUGAAGCUAGCCCAGGAGCCUUGUUAUCAUGAAAUCAUUACGUUAGAACAGUACCAGCUGUGUGCAUUAGCUAUUAAUGAUGAAUGUUACCAGGUUAGGCAAGCAUUUGCUCAGAAACUUCAUAAAGGUCUAUCAAGGCUACGGUUGCCACUAGAGUAUAUGGCGAUAUGUGCACUGUGUGCAAAAGACCCCGUAAAAGAGAGAAGAGCGCAUGCGAGACAAUGCCUUGUGAAAAACAUCAACGUGAGAAGGGAAUAUCUGAAGCAGCAUGCAGCAGUUAGCGAAAAACUCUUGUCGCUUUUACCAGAGUAUGUUGUUCCAUAUACUAUCCAUCUUCUGGCUCAUGAUCCCGAUUAUGUCAAAGUUCAAGAUAUCGAACAACUGAAAGAUAUUAAAGAGUGUCUUUGGUUCAUAUUAGAAAUAUUGAUGUCUAAAAAUGAAAAUAAUAGUCAUGCAUUUAUCAGAAAAAUGGUAGAAAACAUUAAACAGACAAAGGAUGCUCAAGGACCUGAUGACCCAAAAAUGAAUGAAAAACUUUACACAGUGUGUGAUAUAGCAAUGAACAUCAUAAUAUCAAAGAGCACAACAUAUAGUUUGGAAUCGCCCAAAGACCCUGUACUUCCAGCUCGGUAUUUCACUCAACCUGACAAGAAUUUCAGUAAUACCAAAAACUAUCUUCCUCCAGAAAUGAAAUCAUUUUUCACACCAGGAAAGCCCAAAGCUGCCAAUGUUCUUGGAGCAGUUAAUAAGCCUCUUUCGUCAGCUGGCAAGCAGUCUCAGUCCAAAUCUUCACGAAUGGAAACCGUAAGCAACGCCAGCAGUAAUUCAAAUCCAUCCUCACCUGGAAGAAUCAAAGGGAGACUUGAUAGUACUGAAAUGGACCACAGCGAAAAUGAAGACUAUACAAUGGCUUCGCCUUUGCCAGGAAAGAAGAAUGACAAGAGAGAUGAUUCUGAAAUUUCAGAUCUGGAAAAGCCCAGAGGAAGGAAGAAAAUCAUCACAGACUCAGAAGAAAAGUUGGGUAUAGAUGACCUGAAUAAACUGGGACAAGAACCAAAACUUAGGAGUGGUCAGCGUGGGAGGAAAAGAGCAGCGGCCAUUUCAGAGUCUGAGGAACCUCAGUGGUCAGAGGAAAAGAGACUAAAGGAAGAUGUGCUAGAAAGUGAAGAUGAGCAAAAUAGCCCGCCAAAGAAGGGAAGAAGAGGGCGACCUCCCAAGGCUGCUACGCAAAAGGAAGAGCCAGCAGUAAAGACUCCUAAAAGAGGUAGGAAAAAAGCCACCCCAGUUAAACCUGUAGAGGAAGAGGAGGAGGAGGAAGAGGAGGAGGAGGAGGAAGAAAGGCAAAAUAUCGAGCAGAAGCCAAAAGGUCGGCAGUACAAGACACCAAGGAAAGCACAACAGAGGUCUGAAUCAUCUGAAAUAAGUACAGCUGAAUCGAACCAAUCUACACCACAGAAAAGGCGAGGGAGACCACCAAAAACACCACCGUUGCAGCAGAAAAAAGGAAGAGCUGGACGGUCAAAGCAAAUAGCAAGUAAAGAAAAUGAAUCAACUGAAGAGAUGGAUGUAUUUCAAAGUAGUUCCCCUGUUCAGGACAUUCCCCAAGAAGUAACAAUGGAGGAAGAGGAAGUUUCUACAGUCAGAGUGAGCCGGAGAACAUCCAAAAGGGAAAGGCGAUGAACAAUCCGCGUUCCCAGCCUUUGAAGUGAAGUCUUUUUGAAGAAUGCUCUUAUUAUGCAUAGUUUCAGGCUGAAGGAAGCUGUUGGUGCUCAGAAUGGGGUUGCUGAAGGAAGUUAGACCAAUCUCUUGUUUCCCGCCCUUGCAUUUGGAGUUUGUAGGUCACAAGCAUAAGCCACACAACAUGUUAAUAUCAUUAACUGUGGGUUCUUGUGAAGUGUAAUGUGCACUGGCUAUAUAAACACAUGGAAUAAAGAAACCACCUGUAAAUAAUCCUUUUUUUAAAAAAAGAAAUGUUUCUGACUUCUAAAGUGCUUGUAUAGCUUUUACAACGGCUUUAAACCUGACAGUACCAGACUGUUUGUUAGAUAUGUUUAUUUCAAAAAAGGGAGGGUUGGGGGGAGUUAGAAUGGAUAUCAAGCAAUAUCUGUCAGUGUCUGUAUUUUUUUUUUAUUGGCAUUUAACUGUGAACAAAUUAUCAGCUUGACAAAAUAGUGACACUUCUGACACUAUUUGUUUGAAAAAGAAAAUACAUGAUCUCUUUAUCUUUAUGUAUCUAAUCCAGUGUUUACCUUUGGCACCCAUCUGUCUUUGAAGGUGCCAAAUUGAUUUUGAAUGAUGUGGGAUAAAAUAAUACAGCCAGAUGCAGAUUUGUGAAAGUCGAUUCAUUUUAUGCACCUCAGUAUUGAUCCCAGACUCCUGGACCUCUUGUGGCAUUGAGCAUUUAAAAAAAAGAGGAUUUAAUAUGUUAAUUUUUUAUGUGUUAAUAAAUAAUGUAAUGAAAUCCUAUCCCCUUAUUUUUCCUUAUUGGUUUAAUCUGCUGUAUCAAUAAAAUUCUGUAACUGAAUUUUUAAUAGUCUAGUAUGUCAAUGUGUAUAUUUCCUCUUGAACAUUAUGUUCACAAAGAGCAAAUUAUUACAUUAUAAUAAUAUGAAACCUGAUACCUGAACUUUAGUGAAAAAGCAGGUUUUAUAACCAUGUAAAAAUCAGAAGGAAAAUUUUAUUGAUGCAGUCUGUCUUUAUAAAGCUGUUCUUUCUUCAGAGCCAAGUGUUUUGUAUUUCACAGUGAGUUGCAUGUUUAUGAGAAAAAUGUAAUGAAAUUGCAAUGUAAUUUUUUAAGUCUUAUCUGGCUGUAGGAUAUGCUACCUUGCCUCAUGAGAAGAACGUUCUACCAAGAGUUUAUUGUACUUUCUUCUUUGUUAACCAAAAUUUUUAUUUUUGUGAGUGAGGUUAUGGGCAGUUAGGGGGUGGGACCUAGGAGGGCCGUGUUUUCAUUUGAAUGAUCAGCUGCAGAAUAUUCCAAUCAGGGUAUUCAGAAUCUGUAUGAAGCUUCACUUUAUGUCCUACCUUAAAGUGGUUGAACUUUGUUUCUGGAGUAAAAUUACAAAAAAGGAAAAGAAAAGAAAAACAACUAGGGGGAAACUCCUUAAGGCAUUGUCCUGUAUGCAGUUUUACAAACUGUCUUUGAACCAAAAUGUAUAGGUUGCUAUUUAUGCUUAGCCAAGCACACUUCAUAGUUUAACAUGCUGUUUUCCUCCUGCUUACUAGCAGUAAAUGUAAAAGAAUCUAAUUUUAACUUAUUAAUAUUUUAUCUCAUGGAAUAAUGGGACAUUGUCAUAAAAUUAACAAAAGGCAUCCUUUUAAGUUAUAAUUCCAAGGAAGUGUAUGCUGGGGAAGGGAUGUGAGACAUCAUGGUAGUUUGCAAACAUGUUUGCAAGUAUAUUUUUCAGAAGUGAUUCAACUUUUUUCUAAGCUUUUUUAUUAUAUAAUUUGUAUUGAUUUGUAUUAUUAUUCAGCAGCAGCAAUAGACAAAGCCAGACAGUUUGUGUUGAUCAAGCUGUUCUGUUUAAGUGCUUUUUGUAGUAGCUCUUUUAGCUAGUAAUUACUGUUCUUCAGCUGUCCUAUAUUUUUAUGCCCGUAGUUCUGGGUAAACAGCUGUCUGAAAACAUUAGCUGAAGGUGGCUCAGAUGACUUAGAAACUUCCCUAGCACAAAGUAACUUCAGUGGUUCACAAAGUUUAGCAGUGCAAAUGAGAGUUUUUAUAUCCUAGGGGGGUGGGAAAAGGAAGUUAGCACCACAUUUUCUUCACUGACAAUAUUGCACUGACAACAUUUACGGAGUAUAUAUCUUAAGAUCAUUUUAUACAAAGUAUGGAACAGAUAUUGAAACUACUUGCAGACUGUUGAAGAUUUAUUUGCAUGAACAUAGUUUGGUCAUAUUUCCAUUAAUAUUGCUGCACAUCCGUUAAUCAUAAAAUGCCAAUGUUUAAAUUUAAUCUAUAGUUUUGCAGUUUAAAUGUUCAUUUCUUGCAUUUUAAUGUGUAAUUGGGAAAACAGGUGCAGAUGACAAUGUUUAUAAACCUUUUAGGUUUUAUCCUCAUCAUACACGUAUAAUGAAUAUCUUAUGUACUAACACUUUGAGAUCUGCAUACAGUAGCUGCAGUAAAAUAAUGUAUAAAGAGACUAUACGCUAAGAUUCAGUUAGCGUGCUCUUCAAUUAUGUUCAGUUUAUAGUAUGUACUGUAUAACAUUAAACAGUCAAAUUGAA
Messenger RNA from Lacerta agilis (Sand lizard), 6986 nucleotides. It is a transcript of the gene PDS5B, whose product is annotated as PDS5 cohesin associated factor B. Gene Ontology annotation, biological process: DNA repair; mitotic sister chromatid cohesion. Gene Ontology annotation, molecular function: DNA binding. Gene Ontology annotation, cellular component: nucleus; chromatin. The transcript is spliced from 35 exons. The record is from RefSeq and is a predicted model, not a curated record. The coding region runs from base 105 to 4442 and encodes 1445 amino acids. NCBI's taxonomy places the organism in Eukaryota, Metazoa, Chordata, Lepidosauria, Squamata, Lacertidae.